Molecule: messenger RNA, 285 nt
Organism: Laccaria bicolor S238N-H82
Lineage: Eukaryota; Fungi; Basidiomycota; Agaricomycetes; Agaricales; Hydnangiaceae
Exons: 2
Coding region: 1-285 (94 amino acids)
Source: RefSeq, a predicted model, not a curated record
AUGUUGUACGCUCUACAAACAGUGACUGCACUCGAAUCAGGUUCCGCCAUCACUCACUGGUACUCAGUACUCAUCCUCAGUUUCCCACCACCACCAUCUGAGCUUCUCCUUGUUGUUGUCCGCGCUCGCACGAGGAGUUGGAGCCUCAGAAUUUCUUCCAAUAUCUCGCAACUGGUUGCACCUGGCCUUCAGGAUGAAUCAUUGUCAAGCCAUAGAUCCAGGAAGGCACGCUCCCAAUUUAUCCACGGACUGCUAUUCCGUGGCAAACCUGUGACAUCCCUCUGA